GCACACUGACGCAAAGCGGAAGUGUCGCGCUUAGCGGGAACCGGCGCCCGGAAGGUCAGCGUGUGAAGUAGGCGCUGGCGACGCGGGGUUACCCGCUGUUAUUGAGGAGUAACGGCCUAGCGGACCACCCAGGCUUAAGGCAGCGGCGGGAACCUCUCGGUUUGCUGCGAUACCAUGGAAGGAGGCGGGGGAAGCGGCAACAAAACCACAGGGGGAUUGGCCGGCUUUUUCGGAGCCGGCGGAGCAGGUUACUCGCACGCGGAUUUGGCUGGCGUCCCGCUAACUGGUAUGAACCCUCUGUCUCCUUAUUUAAAUGUGGAUCCACGAUACCUCGUGCAGGAUACAGAUGAGUUUAUUUUACCUACCGGAGCUAAUAAAACUCGGGGCAGAUUUGAGCUGGCCUUCUUUACGAUUGGAGGAUGUUGCAUGACAGGGGCUGCGUUUGGGGCAAUCAAUGGUCUUCGGCUAGGAUUGAAGGAAACCCAGAACAUGGCCUGGUCCAAACCAAGAAAUGUACAGAUUUUGAAUAUGGUGACUAGGCAAGGGGCACUUUGGGCUAAUACUCUAGGUUCUCUGGCUUUGCUCUAUAGUGCAUUUGGUGUCAUCAUUGAGAAAACACGAGGUGCAGAAGAUGACCUUAACACUGUAGCAGCUGGAACCAUGACAGGCAUGUUGUAUAAAUGUACAGGUGGUCUUCGAGGGAUAGCACGAGGUGGUCUGACGGGACUAACACUUACCAGCCUCUAUGCACUAUAUAAUAACUGGGAGCACAUGAAAGGCUCCUUGCUCCAACAGUCACUCUGAAGAUUUUGCCAACUCAUGAAUGGAGGACACUUCAGUAGUCAUCUAGAUCAUUUUAUAAGACAGUUUGGAGUUAUUCUCUCUCUUCUACCUACAAUUAGUUUGAAAAAUUGGAGAUUUUGAUUUGCUGUGAUGAAGAUCCUGGAUGGUUGACCAAGACUGGCACUUGUUCCAGCCGUUAGUGAGUUGAAGCCAAAGCCCUUUGGUGACUCACUGAGUACCAUGGUUCUCUUCUCUGGAGAAGAUCUUGCACGUAUCUGUUCUCCUCCCCUAUGAACUAGAAAACCACUUACUCCCAGAAUUCAGGUUGUGCUUGUCAGUACUAUAUCACCAAGUCUAUUCAUUUAAUGAUCCAAAACUGUAACGUUGCACUGUAUUCCAAAUAAAGGGUAAAAACAGAACCAAAGUUAUAACUCCAACACACAAA
This is a messenger RNA of Nomascus leucogenys (northern white-cheeked gibbon), 1228 nucleotides long. Its product is annotated as mitochondrial import inner membrane translocase subunit Tim23. Gene Ontology annotation, cellular component: TIM23 mitochondrial import inner membrane translocase complex; mitochondrial inner membrane. Gene Ontology annotation, biological process: protein import into mitochondrial matrix. NCBI's taxonomy places the organism in Eukaryota, Metazoa, Chordata, Mammalia, Primates, Hylobatidae. Gene Ontology annotation, molecular function: transmembrane protein transporter activity. The record is from RefSeq and is a predicted model, not a curated record.